AUGAGCCAAAGUCAAGGAGCACAGUCCUCCCAAUCUGGCACCACGGAAAACAAUCAUCAUGGCCAAAUUGUUAGAAUUGAAGUUGAAAAUUUCAAGUCCUACAAGGGUCGUCAAAUUAUUGGGCCUUUCAACGAUUUUACUUGCGUCAUAGGUCCUAAUGGUAGCGGCAAGUCAAAUCUAAUGGAUGCUAUUAGUUUCGUUAUGGGUCUAAGAGCACAAUAUCUCCGUUCUUCACAUUUGAAACAAUUGAUCUUCAAUGGUGACGGUAUGGCCCAACUCCAAAACAGAACAGCCUACGUGAAAUUGGUUUUCAAAACAUCUCCUGAACAUGAAGAAGAAGAAGGAGCUGAGGUUGAAUUUACUAGAACAAUUUCAGCACAAGGACAAACUGAAUAUAAGAUUAAUCAUAAAACUGUCCAAGCAAGCGAUUAUGAAAGAAAGUUGAAAAGCUUUGGCAUUCUUACAAAAGCAAGAAACUUUUUAGUUUUUCAAGGUGAUGUUGAAAACGUAGCAUCAAAGUCUCCAACAGAGUUGACCAAGUUGUUUGAACAAAUUUCUGGCUCAGAAGAAUAUAAAAAAGAAUAUGAUAGACUAAAGGAACUGUACGAGCAAUCUAACAACAAGCUCAUUACAAACUUCCAAAAGAAGAAGGGAAUUACAACCGAGAAAACACAAUAUAAAAAUCAAAAGAAAGAUGCUGACAGAUUUGAUGAAGCAACCAAUCAACAUACAGAAUUGCAAUCUCAAUUUGUUCUGUGGAAAUUAUACCAUAUUGAAAAGGACAUUCGCAAACAUCGAGCAGAAUUGACACGUCUUAAUAAGGACAAGAGUAACUUGACAUCUCGACAAAAAACAACCAAUGACGAAAUUAAUGAAAAGAAGAAGGAAAUGGCCAAGUUAAAGAAACAAAAUCUUCUUUCUGCCACAAAGGUCAAAUCACAAAAAGAUGAAGUACAAAAAAAGAGAGAAUCACUUGCAUCUUUGAAGGUUGAAGUCAGUCACUUGGAAAAUAGUUUGAAACAACAUUCCAAGAAUAUGGACAAGAAGAGAUCACAACUUGAUAAACAUACUAAAGAUGUAGAAAAACUGGAAGAAGAAAUUAAAACGCUUGAAGAAGAAAGACAAGAAAUGGAGAACAAAUUGAAAGAAGAAAGUCAAAGGGAGUUGAAACUUUCUGGAGCAGAUCUCGAAGAAUACAAUCAACUAAAAACUCAAGCUGCUGAAAAGACAGUCAGUUUAAGACAAGAACUUGCUUCACUUAAUGGUGAAAAGAGUACUCUUGUUGAAUCUCAGAAAACACUUCAACAAAAAGUUAGUCAACUUGAAGAGAGAAAGAAACAAUUAGAAGAUCAAAAGAAAACCAAUCAAAAAAGACUUGAAAAACUCGAAGAAUCUCUUCAAAAUCUUGAAAAUGAACUUCAGGAAAAGAAGAGAAAGUAUGACGAACUCUCCAGAGCCAGUGAUGAAAAGAAGAAGAGAAAACAAAAGGCAGAAGAUGAUUUGCAUGAAAUGAGAGACAAGCUAAAAGAUGCCAGGGUAGAGAAACGUGACUCUGAAAGAGAACAAAAAUUCAAAGAGGCUCUUGAUGGAAUGAAACGUCUCUUCCCUGGUGUAAUUGGAAAGGUUGCUGAUUUAUUCACAAUCGUCCGUGAAAGAUACAAUGUUGCUGUCAAUGUUGCAAUGGGAAAGCACUUGAAUUCUAUUGUUUGCGAAAAUGAAAAGACUGCUUUUGAAUGCAUCAAAUAUCUUAAGGAGCAACGUUUAGGAACAUGUACUUUCAUUCCAAUUGAUACUGUUAAAGCCAAAAAGAUUAAUGAAAAAUUGAGAAAGAUUCCAAACACAACUGCCAAGUUAGUCAUCGAUGUCAUUUCCUUUGAAGAAAAACUUGAGAAGGUUUUCAAAUAUGCUAUUGGUAAUACCAUUGUUUGUGAUACUUAUCAAGAAGCGGUUGACAUUUGCUUCAAUGAUGUUGCUGGUUUAGGUUUUAAAGUUAAAGCAGUAACUAUUGAAGGAACAGUGAUCACAAAGGCAGGUAUGGUAACUGGUGGGUUAGCAGAUGCCAAGACAAGAGCAUCAAGAUAUAAGGAAAAGGAUAUUGAAAAGUUAAAGAAUGACAGAGAUAAGCUUGUAUCUGAAAUUCAAUCUCUCACAAGAGAAGAAGCAUCUGAUUCUACAUAUCUCAUCAAACUUCAAAAUGACAUUUCUCAAAUUGAAGGAAGAAUGGUGGUGAAAACAGAUAUAGAAUUUACAAAGAAGAAGAUUGAUGGUAUUGAAACUGAACUGAGAGAUGUCGAUAGAGAAAUUCAAGCUGAGACACCAAAUCUUACCAAAUUGAAAGAUUCCAUUAGUAAUCUUGAUACUAGAAUCGAGUCUAUUGAAGAUUCUAUUGCUAAAGUUGAGGAAGGUAUUUUUGCUGCUUUCUCAAAGAAGAUUGGAAUUGAUAACAUUAGAGAAUAUGAAAAUAAGAGACAAAAGGCAGAAGAGCAUGCAGCUAAGGAGAGAUCAAGAUUUGAAACAAUGAUUUCUCGUCUGACCAAUCAAUUGGAGCUCAUUAGAAAGAGAGAUGUUGCUACCUCACUUGACAGACUUGAAAAAGAAGUUGAAACUGAAGAGAAAUCUCUUGAAAAGAAGAAAGAGAGAGUUAAGCAAUUAGAAACGGAACUCAUUUCAGUUGAAAAGGACUUUAAGAAGUUACUUGAAGAAUUGAAGAGCUCUCAAUCAUCCAUUGACGAUAAAAACACUGAAAUGAAUGAAUUGAAGAAGAUUCUUCAAACUGAUAUGGAUGAGCUGACUAAGAUUACUAAACAAAUUACAGCCAAAGAAAACCAAAUUGAACAACUCAGAAAUAAGAGACAAGAAAUGUUCAUGAAGUGUAAAAUCGAAGAGAUUGAACUUCCAUCAAUCAAAGGAAAAGUUACUGUUACACCUGAGGAAGAAGAAUCAGAAGAAGAAGAGGAAGAAGAUGGAAAGAAGAGAAAACAAACAAGACCAGCAGGUAGAAGCAAGAAAAAGAAAAAGCAAUCUGAAGAAGCCGAAGAGGAGGAACCAGAAGAAAUUAGGUUUAGUGAAUCUUUUACUAUUUCACAAGCAACAGAAGAAGAAACUCCUGCCUCCCAAGAACUUGUCACUCUUGACUUUUCUUCCAUUGACAAAUCCAAGAAAAAAGUUAGAGACUUGAAACACUAUGAAGAGAUUGAAAAACAAUUCGAAAAUGAACUUCAAGAGCUUCAAGAAGAAAUUGAAAAACUUGCUCCAACAACCGCAAUUGCUGGUAAAUAUGACGUUAUCAACAAGAAAUAUAAGGAUACUCUAGAAGAAUACAAAAAGACAAGAGAAGAAACAACAAAGAUUAAGAAAGAUUUCGAAGAUAUUAAGAAAAAGAGAAAGGAAGCAUUUACAAAAGCAUUUGACAAAAUUGCAGAUUCUAUUGACUCUAUUUACAAAGAUUUGACAAAAUCAGUGAAAACACCAACAGGUGGUACAGCCUAUCUCACUUUGGAAGACACAGAUGAACCAUAUCUUCAAGGAAUUAAGUACAAUGCAAUGCCACCACUAAAGCGUUAUAGAGACAUGUCACAAUUGAGUGGUGGUGAAAAGACAGUCGCUGCUCUUGCUUUAUUAUUUGCUAUUCACAAGUAUAAUCCUUCACCAUUCUAUAUUUUGGACGAAGUUGAUGCUGCUCUUGAUAAUGUAAACGUCAACAAAGUUGCUGAUUACAUUAGACGCUCGGUGAACAAGCAAACAGAUCUCAUGUGUCAAUUCAUUAUCAUUUCAUUGAAAGAAAACUUUUAUACCAAUGCCAAAUCCUUGGUUGGUAUUUUCAGAGAUAUUCCUUCCAAGUCAUCCAAAACUCUGACCAUAGAUAUGACACAAUUUGACGAAGAAAGACACCAAGAAGAAGAAUAA
Messenger RNA from Naegleria lovaniensis, 3906 nucleotides. RefSeq lists its product as uncharacterized. Gene Ontology annotation, cellular component: chromosome; nucleus; cohesin complex. The record is from RefSeq and is a predicted model, not a curated record. Lineage: Eukaryota; Heterolobosea; Eutetramitea; Acrasida; Naegleriidae. The transcript has a single exon. Bases 1 to 3906 code for a protein of 1301 amino acids. Gene Ontology annotation, molecular function: DNA binding; protein binding; ATP hydrolysis activity. Gene Ontology annotation, biological process: sister chromatid cohesion.